Messenger RNA from Osmia bicornis bicornis, 3159 nucleotides. RefSeq names its product A-kinase anchor protein 17A-like. The transcript is spliced from 7 exons. The coding region runs from base 474 to 2861 and encodes 795 amino acids. The record is from RefSeq and is a predicted model, not a curated record. Lineage: Eukaryota; Metazoa; Arthropoda; Insecta; Hymenoptera; Megachilidae.
CUACAUGCAGAUCUGACUUCAUCCAGGGGUAUCCGGGACCCCUAAAUAAUGACCUUUUCGAGAACAAAGGCGUGUCCACUCUUUUUGUAUCUGUAGUCCACUGCUGCAAGAGUAGAGUUUGGUGUGUGGAGGGCUUGUUGUUCGAUUGGUGAAACUUGACAGAACGUGAAAGCUGAAAUGAUUUUGCUUUCGUACAUUUAAUUGUUGGUGAAUUAAAUCGGAAGUAAAUCGAAAAGAGUGAAACGAGCUAAUUGAAAUAAAUAUUCAGUGGUGAAGUGAAGAAAGGAACAACUCAACUUGGGAAGAUUUCUCAUUUCGAAUGGAUACACAACCUCUCUACUGAAUGGUUUUCAUCUCCUUGAUUUGCUUUUUUGUAAAACUAAGAUAUUUAAUAAUAACUGUAGCUCUUCUUUGUUAACACGUAUUUAUAAUUAACGCGUAGUUUAGUACAUAAAAGGUAUUUUAGAUUAAUAAUGAACGAUGGUAAGAAGGUAGGUGAAAAUUCCAGUAGUGAGGUUGUUAAUCAAUUUCGAAGCUGUAGGGAUCUUAGCGAUAUCGUGCCUCUCUAUAUGCCACGCUCACUUUAUUUAAAACCAAUUGCGAAAAUAAAUGUGUCCGUUAAUCUUCCCCAAUUAAAAGUUCCAGGAAAAACGAUAUCAACAUGGGAGGUAAUGGAGAAGAUACGUGCCUUUAUAUUACCGGACGAGUUUGCAUCUCUGAAGGUAGCGAAGAGUACACUGGAAUUUAUCAGAUUGGAAGGAGAUUUACAAGACAGGUGCAGACUGCAGCGUGUACUAGCAAGAUUGGAUUCUCAGCGUUUGAAUCUGUCCGGAUUUCCCAAUGUGUUAAAAGUCCGGGCAGCAGAGGCAAAGGAUGACUUUCCCACCAGACAUAGUUGGGAUUCUUACUUCAGAGAUGCCAAGCAUAUGAACGAAUUGAAGCCUGGAGAAAGGCCUGACACUAUUCAUAUUACAGGAUUGCCUGUUAAAUGGUUCAUAGAGGAUGGUGGAACACUCCCUAGCGAAUCUGUGAUCACUAAAAUCUUUAAGAAAUGGGGAACACUCAGAAGGAUUGAUGUACCUGCUGCUGAUGCUUAUAGAUCUAGAAUGCGUCUUGGCACAAAUAUUAACAAGUUCAGCUAUGAGGAUGGGAUAUUUUUUGAUGCAUACAUUCAAUAUGUCGAAUAUAUGGAUUUUGUUAGAACUAUGGAUGCUUUACGCGGGAUGAAACUUCUUAAAAAAGAAGGAGAAAAAGCAUUCACAGCUGCCAUUAAGAUCGAUUUUGAUAAAACAAAACAUAUGAGCGAUAGCUCUGUUGCUCACAGAGAAUUCGAAAGAAAACGCCUUAUAGCGCAGGAUACAUUAGCGGCAGAACGACUUCGUCGGAAAGAGGAAGCCGAGGAGAAGCGUCGCGAAGAACAAAAAAAGAAAGAAGAGGCUGAUGCAGCAGCUAAAGAAAUUAGACGACGAAAACGGGAAGAGAAAAGAAAACGUAAAGUUCUGACUAAAUUUCGGAAAAAGGAAGAGGAUAAAGUGUCUAUGAAAAUCGCGAGGGAGGGACAAAAAUUAAUAAAAGCACAAAGGCAACUCGAAAGUAUUCGUCUUCUAGAUGAAUUAUUUGAUAGGAUAAAGAUAAAACUAGAAAACAAUGAAAUUACAAUAGACGAAGUAUCGAAUGCGGAUUUAAAAAAGGAUGAGAAGAAGAAUAAUAAAAUAGAUGAUGGCACGGAGGCAUUGAGUUCCGAUGAUAAUUCGAAAGAAGGCAAGAAAGACAAGAAAGCGAAAAAAUCGAAGAAGAAGAAGUCGAAAAAGGAGAAAAAGAAAAAGAAAAAACCUAAAAAGGGAAAAGAUUCGGAAAACACGGCAAGUCUGAGCGAAGAUUCAGGUGCAGAGGAACAAGUGAAAAAAUUAAAAAGCGUGCUGAAACAGAAUGUUGCAUAUCCAUCCUCGUCUACAACUGUCACUUCCUUGGAAUCUCUUUCUUACCCGACCCUUUAUCCCCGAUUUCCACAACCAUGGUGUUACGAAGCAGCACUGCCUAUGCUUUAUCCUAGUUUUCCAAGAGGUAUGCCCAGGGGUGGCCGUUUUCUGCGCGGAAGGGGUAGAGGAUUUGCAUGGCGUAACGCUGGAAAUCCUCGCGCAGUACACACGUUUAAUCCUCAUCUAUAUAACGAGCAGUAUUACAAGUACUUCGCUCAUUUAGUAGGUCAGGAUUAUCAUUCUUUCGACUACAGAAGUUCACGGUCGCGUAGCCGAAAGGGUUCGUUCAGUAGAUCCAGGUCGAGAACAAGAUCGAAGUCAAAAUCGCGAUCGAGGUCGAGAUCCAAGUCCUGUUCAAGAUCAAGAUCCAGGUCGCCGAGUAAAUCAAGAUCGAAAUCACGGUCACGAUCAAAGGUGCGAACCAAAUCGAGAUCGAGAAGCAAGAGACGUAGUAAAAGUAAAAGCAGAUCACGAUCUAGAAGAAGACGAGGCAGAUCGAAAACGAGAUCAAGAUCCUCCUCGAAGGUAAGGUCUCGAUCGCGUCGAUCAAGGUCCAAGAAGAAAUCUCGCUCGAGAAGUCGUUCUAAGGUCCGAAAUAACACCAGGAAUCGCUACAGACGAAGAAGAGAAAGAUCGAUAUCAAAAGUAAAGAUCACCAGAGCUAAAUCUCGCAGUAUGUCGCCUAAGAGAAGAUCUCGCAGCAGAACGUGGUCGAUGCCAAAGUCUCCUGGAGGAAGAAGAAGAAGCUGUUCCUGGUCGAAAGGCGUUGACGCUGUUGAUCGUAAAGCGGAGACUGACAAAUCAUUGCAGGCGACAGAAAAAAAAACUGAGAACAAAGAAGCAUCACAAGUAUCUCACUUGGAGAACAUAACUUCCGACUGACAAGAAUUGAUGACAAUUCUUUCUUUUUUAUGCCUCUGAUCCCAUCGUGUAAGAAGAAUCGCGCGUCGUAAGAAUUUGUACAAAACUUGUAAUCGUAUUCAUGCAUACUAACAUCUGUAGCAUUUAUAUCAUAUAGAUAUACUUUUAGAAGAUAUUGUUUUGUUCAUGCCAUUGUAUCUUGCUUAUUUCAAAUGACACAGUUUAGUCACGAUAGGGUAAUCAUAUGAGCAAUUCAUUGAUCUCCGAAGCUUGUAUAUAGAUUAAAGCAAUCGACAUUUAAUAAAUCAAUUUAUAACUA